Molecule: messenger RNA, 5031 nt
Organism: Meleagris gallopavo (turkey)
Lineage: Eukaryota; Metazoa; Chordata; Aves; Galliformes; Phasianidae
Gene: SEC14L1
Product: SEC14 like lipid binding 1
Biological process (GO): negative regulation of RIG-I signaling pathway
Cellular component (GO): cytosol; cytoplasm
Molecular function (GO): RIG-I binding
Source: RefSeq, a predicted model, not a curated record
CGGGCCCAAAGCCCCGCCCCCCGCCCCGUCACCACUAACAACGGGCGGCGCUGCGCUCCUCCUCCUCCUUCUCCCUGUGCCGGAACCGGCGGCGGCGCUGCCCCGCACCGACAUGAGGAGAGCGGCGAGCGGCCGGGCGGCGUGAACGGCAGGCUGUAAUAAGCGGUUGGAGCUGCCCUUCGUAACCGCAGCCAUGGUGCAGAAGUAUCAGUCACCCAUACGGGUGUAUAAACACCCCUUUGAGUUGAUUAUGGCUGCUUAUGAGAGGAGGUUUCCUACGUGCCCACUGAUUCCUAUGUUUGUAGCCAGCGACACCGUGAGUGAAUAUAAGAGUGAGGAUGGAGCCAUCCAUGUGAUCGAACGGCGCUGUAAGCUGGAUAUAGAUGCACCACGGCUGUUGAAAAAGAUUGCAGGAGUGGAUUACGUCUACUUUGUCCAGAAGAAUUCUCUGAACAGACGGGAGAGGACUUUGCAUAUAGAAGCCUACAAUGAAACCUUCUCUAACAGAGUCAUUAUUAACGAGCACUGCUCCUACACAGUUCAUCCUGACAAUGAAGACUGGACCUGUUUUGAACAGUCAGCAAGUCUGGAUAUAAAAUCUUUUUUUGGUUUUGAAAGCACAGUGGAAAAGAUUGCCAUGAAGCAGUACACCAGCAAUAUUAAAAAGGGAAAGGAAAUAAUAGAGUACUACCUGAAGCAGCUGGAGGAAGAAGGAAUAACCUUUGUUCCUCGCUGGACUCCUCCUGUUGCAUGUAAACUGGAGAGCAGCACAUCCCACAUGAGACGACCAGUUUCACCUGCUAUUAAUGUGCCAGAUUCUGCCACAAAGGAGGGCUUGAACAGUAAGGAGAUCCUCAACACCUCAAGCAGCCCCUCAGAGCUUACAGCAGGAACACCUGAUGACAAGCUGGAUGCAGACUACAUCAAACGUUAUCUGGGCGACUUGACCCCCAUGCAGGAAAGCUGCCUCAUUCGGCUCAGACAGUGGCUCCAAGAGACACACAAGGGCAAAAUCCCAAAGGAUGAGCACAUUUUAAGAUUCCUCCGUGCCCGGGAUUUCAACAUUGAUAAAGCAAGAGAGAUCCUUUGCCAGUCUCUGACGUGGCGUAAGCAGCACCAGGUAGACUAUAUUUUAGAUACCUGGAAUCCUCCUCAAGUACUCCAGGAUUACUAUGCAGGAGGCUGGCAUCAUCAUGACAAAGAUGGCCGCCCGCUGUACGUGCUGAGGCUGGGACAGAUGGAUACCAAAGGCUUAGUGAGGGCUCUUGGGGAAGAGGCCUUGCUUCGAUACGUUCUCUCCAUAAAUGAAGAAGGUCUGAGGCGAUGUGAAGAGAAUACAAAAGUGUUUGGCAGACCAAUAAGCUCUUGGACCUGUCUAGUAGAUCUAGAAGGCUUAAACAUGCGGCAUUUAUGGAGGCCUGGUGUCAAAGCAUUGCUAAGAAUCAUUGAGGUGGUAGAAGCUAAUUACCCUGAGACUUUGGGUCGUCUUCUUAUCUUGAGAGCACCUCGAGUAUUCCCAGUUCUUUGGACACUGGUUAGUCCAUUCAUUGAUGACAACACUAGAAAGAAAUUCCUUAUUUAUGCUGGAAAUGACUACCAGGGCCCUGGGGGAUUGCUGGAUUACAUCGAUAAAGAAAUUAUUCCUGACUUUCUUGGUGGAGAGUGCAUGUGUGAAGUACCAGAGGGUGGGCUGGUUCCCAAGUCCCUGUACCGGACAGCAGAAGAGCUGGAAAAUGAAGACAUAAAGCUCUGGACUGAAACAAUCUACCAGUCUGCAAGUGUCUUCAAAGGAGCUCCCCAUGAGGUUCUCAUUCAGAUUGUGGAUGCCUCAUCUGUGAUCACCUGGGAUUUUGAUGUGUGUAAAGGCGACAUUGUUUUUAACAUCUUUCAUUCCAAGAGAGCCCCACAGCCUCCUAAAAAAGACUCUCUGGGAGCUCACAGUAUCACAUCUCCUGGUGGGAACAACGUCCAGUUGAUAGACAAAGUCUGGCAGCUGGGCCGUGAUUACAGCAUGGUGGAAUCUCCUCUUAUCUGCAAAGAAGGGGAAAGCGUGCAGGGAUCGCAUGUGACCAGGUGGCCUGGUUUCUAUAUUCUCCAGUGGAAAUUUCAUAGCAUGCCUGCCUGUGCUGCAACCAACCUGCCUCGUGUGGAUGACGUGCUAGCAUCUCUGCAGGUCUCCUCUCACAAAUGCAAAGUGAUGUACUAUACUGAAGUGAUAGGAUCUGAAGAUUUCAGAGGAUCUAUGACCAGCCUUGAAUCAAGCCACAGUGGAUUCUCUCAGCUCAGUGCUGCCACCACCUCUUCAAGCCAGUCCCACUCCAGCUCCAUGAUUUCCAGGUAGUGCCACAACAGAUGAAAAGCAAUCGGAUGAGAUGGCCGGACCUUAGCCUGUGGCAGCUGACUGCAAUACAACUGGCAAUUGUGCAAAAAAUAACCAACCCUACCCCCCCAUAAAAGCCUUUUGUAGAUAGUAAAGUAGCUGUUUGAAUUUUAAACUUAGUGUUUUUUGGUCCUUGUAAGAUCAAACCUCCUGUCUCUUAACCUGAACCUUUUCCUAACUCAGCCAUAAAUAUUUUUAAGCGUGCUUGCACGAAUCCUAACUCUCAACAUAAGGGCUCUCCUGGAAGGAAAAAUGAUCAGUGCAUCAGUUAAGAUUAUUUUUUUAAAUUGUAUAAAUGUUAAAGAGGAAAAAAAAAAAGGAAAACCCUACCAAAAAUGCUCCAUAAUGCAUUAGAAAUUAACUGCGAAUCUCCUGUCAGGACAUCUCUUGCCAUCUUAAAUUCCCUGUGAUCUUCCAGUGCUGCAAACUGUUCUCCCAUUGCCACUAAGUGAUGUCCGAGACGAAGAAAAGCAGUUGCUGGAUACUUGACUUUGUGAGUCCAUUUUUUUUCAAGGCAUGCCCACAGAGCUGUGGGCAGGCAGUGAACACUAAUAAUACCUUUUGUAUGAGCUCUUUUGGGGGAAUCUGAGCUCUGGGUGUCGAUGGGUUAAAGCAGUUCAUUCUUUCCUUGGAUUUGUGCUUGAAGCACUAUAGAGAGAGAGGCAGAGAGCAGGCUCUCCCUUGCUGAUCUAGAAUUGGCCUGAGGAUUUGUUUCCAGUUCUGUGCUGGAGCUUCACCCCAUUUCCUUCGUAUGCUCCCCAUGAACUCAUCUUACUGCAGCUUUGCUAUUAUGAGAAAUCAAUGCAGUUUGUUUGCUUCUUAAAUCAGCCAAGAGGAGGCACAGGUUACAUCCUUCCCGUGCACUUCUCAGUCCCUCCUGCCUCCCAUCCUUUUCUGUGUGUGUCAGAAGCAGAGCACUUUAGUUCUAAGCAGCAGAAGCCCUAAAGCAGGCAGGAAGCACAGGGACCUUCAUGCUGUGUUACAGUGGCAGACAUUCCAAGUUGGUGCCUGCUCAACCAUCCUCACUGUUGCUGCUGCCAGCAAUGAAUUGCCCCUAUUCUACCCACACCUCAGCAAUCCUACUUGAACUCUUUUGGCUAAAGUUGGUUCAGGUGUUCUCCAACUUUGGGCUGUGUGUCCCAAGCACAGUGAAAGGCACAGAAAUGCUGAGCAAAGGGUUGUCAGCAGGUGGCUACAGACCAUGGCUGGCAGAUUUUUUGCAUGGAACACAGCAGCAUUUGCUUGCUUAGACCCUGCCUGGUCUGUCUGUUUGAGAGCUAAGCUAUUCAUCCAGGCAAAAAGGAGCUUCUGUGCUGCUGAAGUCCUCGCUAGGAGGCUGGAUUGGCUCUAUUAAGUCUUGGGGAGUCGAGGGAUGUGGUAGAGGAGCAUGCUGAAAUCUUGCACUUGGAAAACAGAACUCACUUAAGAUAAAAAUUCACUGAAGAUACUGAAUGCCCUGCCUGAGGAAAACUGGUUCCGAGCUGAGUAUAAGUGUUUUUAUCCUUUUAUUAUUAUUAUUAUUAUUUUUAAUAUAUAUAACUCAGAACUUCUGAGAGGUGGCUCCUAAUCUGUAACAAGGAGCAUCUUUCCUGCAGAACAGUUCUGGCAGUGGAACCCAUCAGAGCUAGCAAAUGUAUUUUACUAAUGAAUUUUGUGUUGAGGUGCUGGUCUCCUUAAAUGGAACCAAACUGCUCAGUUUUGUUUUUUUUUUUAUUUAUGAACUCAAAAGUUGAGGAUGGAGGUUAGACUUGUCAUUUGCUGCUGGAGCUGCUGUUGUGUGAGAUGGACACCACUGUGUUGUCACACAGCUCCCAGCCUGGGAUCUGCACACAGCCACUGCUGUGGUUCUCACACCACCUGUGUGAUGUGAGCUGUCUGCCUACGAGGAGCCCAGCUUCCUGGAGAGGUGGUUUGAUUUGUGAUGUGCAGGAACCAGAAUUCCCAGUGCAGCAGUGAGGUCAACUUAAUGGCACUCCGCUCUUUGCAAAUGCCACUUCCCACCUGCCAGGCUGUAAGGGUAAAGAUGGUCCCCUUUCUUUCUUUCUUUUUUUGUUCCUCUUCCUCUCUCACUCCCUCUCAGAUGGUGGUUUUGCUGACAACUGUAAGGAAACUGCUACAUUCAACACUCCACAUGUCUCCAGAGGUGUCUGGCUUUGCAGACCCUUUUUGAGUUGCAGUCACUUCUCAAGUCUGAAGAUCUGUUCUGUUUUUCACUUGAGCUGGCUCAAAAGUGACACUCUGGGUUUUUCCUGCUGUAAAUCUUAACACUUCUUUUAGAGCUCAAAGCACACAACAGCACAAAGAGCUGGAGGGGAUAAAAUGCCAGACAAACCAUAGUUUAUCCUCCUCUAAGCAAAGUGCUGUGGCAAUAUGACUUGAUCAUCACAGUCUGACUAAUUAAUUUCCCAUCCCCUGUUCUUUUCUUGUGUGAUGUUGUUGUUCUUCUUUCUCUCAGCCAAUGGCUCUUCUGUUGGCUUUUUUCCCUGUUACCUGUGUCCAUCUGCACUUACCUGUCCGUACUCAUGAACUGCAUAUCAAAUUCUGUAAAUGUUUUGUAUACAUAAUACCUCAUUCUUGGUAAUAAAAUACAGAUAGUCUUUAAAAGAUUUUUUUAAUUGUUAUCAAUAAUAAAUGUGAACUGUUUGGAAGAA